CCGCCGCGCGCCGCUCCCGAACAGCUGGUGCCGAGCCAGCCUCGGCUGCGCCCUGUGUAUGUGAUAACGGCUUGAGCACGUGCAUGUGUGGGUGUGCUGUGCCAGUCUGCUAUGACUAGUCUAGCCACCGUAUCCAUCAGCCUGCUGCUCGGACUGGCGGCUGUGGCCAGCGCCCAGGAGCCGGGAGACGUGUACCUCGGCAAGUACAUCAGCAAACUCAACUCGUACCACCACCAGGUGUCGGGCGAAGUGUACGCCGUCGACGAGUUCACCAUCCUGAUCAAGGAUUUCUCCUAUGAUGGCGAGGGUACAGACACAUUUUUCUGGGCGGGCUCAAACAACCGGCCCGGCCCGCGAGGCUUCAUCCUGGCCAACGAGCACGGCAGAACGAACAUUUUGGAGCGGUACCUGAACAAGGACAUCACUCUGGUAUUGCCAAAGGAAAAGAGCCUGAGCGACAUCAAGUGGCUCGCGAUCUACGACCUGACGGUGCAGGACACGUUCGGUGAUGUGUACAUCCCGGAGGGGUUCGAGGCGCCACAGCCGCAGUGGCUGACAGGGCUCAGCCGGCGCGGCCACGGCGUCAACUCGGGACGCAUCCGAAUCAUCGACUCCAAGACUAUCGAGGUCAAGGACUUCAGCUACGACGGCACCGGAGGAGAGGUGUACUUCUGGGUGGGGCUCGGACCUCAGCCCUCCUCCAAGGGUGUCAAGGUGCCGGAUGAAUACGGAUACGUCAACCCUCUGCGCCGCUACGACAAGGAGGACGUACUGGUCACGCUGCCCGGCGAGAUGACCAUCUUCGACAUCAAGUGGCUGGCCGUGUGGAAUGUGGACGAGAAGCAGAGCUACGGCUGGACCAUCAUCCCGGACGGCCUGAACAUCCCACCGUCGCUGGUGGAGAUAAUCCCGAUGAAGACGGUGUUCCCGAACUGCGAGCAGCUGCACAAGGACCUGCAGAUCCGCUGGUCCACACACGGUCCGUCCAUCACCAUGGAGCUGGCGGCGCAGAUCGCGGAGGACGAAUACGUGGCGUUCGGGUUCAGCGGUUCUGACUCCAAGACGGAGAUGAUUGGCGGAGACGCCGUGGUGGCCUACAUCCAGGAGUACCUCACCUUCACCGAGGACUACACCCUGACCGCCCACUCGCCGUGCCUCAAGGUGCUGGACAAGCUGCAGGGAGUGUGUCCAGAUGAAAAGGUGGGAGGCAUAAGCAACUUCCAGUUCACGUCUCGGUCCAGAGAGGACGGCAUCACCUCCUUCCAAUUCAGACGGGACUUUGAUACAAAGGAUCCAGGCGACAUUGUGGUGUCAGACAAAGAGGACACCUACAUCAUUUGGGCCAUCGGGAAGCUGGACUCUGCCCUCAAGCCCACCUUCCACAGGCUGUACCCAAAACACAACGUUAAGAUCAACUUCAACCGAAGGCCCGAGGAAGUCAACUGCAAGGCAUUUACCUCGGUCCAACACCCGAAACGGGAUCCUUGGGGGCCGUUCCACUUCUCCGACAUCCACCUCAGGAAGAUCACAGCCCGCCUGGGGCCAUCCGGCGGCCUGCGGGGCUACACCGGCACCACAGGUCAGCUCUCCAACAGCCUGGCGUGGUACCUGCACGGGUACCUGGUGCCCGAUAUAUACCUGAAGCGCGGCCAGACCUACAAGUUCGUGGUAGAGGGCGGCAGAAACCCGGCCGACCCGGUGUUCUACCAUCCCUUCAUCAUCACAGAUGACCCGGUGGGCGGCUACGGUCAGCUGGACGAGGAGGCCCGCCGCGAGAUCCGGGUGCUGGCCGGCGUCGAGUUCACCCGGCGAGGCAAGCCGCAGCCCACGGCAGCGGGCCGCCUCUGCGUGUGGAAGCACCAGGAGACGGGCGACCGCCGUCUCGACGACGACUUCAGCGACUUCAAGGGCUUCCGUAACUCGCUGCUGCUGCACUGUGACAAGGAGGGCGAGCCAGCCGUCCUGGAGGUGACGCCCAACAACACUUGGCCGGCCACCGUGUUCUACCACAGCUACACGCGGCCGAACAUGGGGUGGCAGCUCCACAUUGUCGAUGAGCUGCCUGUGCUGGCGGCCGGCGGAGGCCGCAUCGUUUGCGGUCUGCUGACCGCGGCGCUGGCUGUGCUGGCUCUCGCCGCGUAGGCGCCACAGCAGCGGGAACGGAGCGCGCUGCGGCGAUGGCGGCCGCGCGCGCCGCGUUACCGUGCCCAGGACACAGCGCGUGGCCGGCGGCGACGUCCAGCGGCGGCAGCCGAGGUCUGGCGGCGGGUAGGCGGCGCGGGCUGACGGGCCGCCAGGGCUAUCGUGAUGUGACGCUGUCAGGGCGAUCACGUCCGCGCUGAAAGCAAUAUUUCGUGAGCAACAACAGAGGUGUCAUGGUGUUGUUGCCAAGUGAUCCAGCCAGUGCAGGCAGAUUCGUCGAGAAAACGAAGCAGGACGUGGGCGGUCGCGCAAGCGCACGCUCAGUGAUCCGGUAGUUAGCGAAACAGCGGUUUGUGAUGCAGGAACUGGGAGUGUUGCACAUAACCGUCCAACAGGCGUAUUGGUAUGCGAUGGACGAAUAUAAGAUGUCCACCUGUCAUGGUUUUG
Molecule: messenger RNA, 2589 nt
Organism: Pollicipes pollicipes
Lineage: Eukaryota; Metazoa; Arthropoda; Thecostraca; Pollicipedomorpha; Pollicipedidae
Product: cytochrome and DOMON domain-containing protein knickkopf
Exons: 15
Coding region: 112-2142 (676 amino acids)
Source: RefSeq, a predicted model, not a curated record